Messenger RNA from Drosophila guanche, 2254 nucleotides. It is a transcript of the gene gus, whose product is annotated as protein gustavus. Bases 222 to 1271 code for a protein of 349 amino acids. Gene Ontology annotation, molecular function: protein binding. The record is from RefSeq and is a predicted model, not a curated record. Gene Ontology annotation, biological process: proteasome-mediated ubiquitin-dependent protein catabolic process. The transcript has 3 exons. Gene Ontology annotation, cellular component: SCF ubiquitin ligase complex. Lineage: Eukaryota; Metazoa; Arthropoda; Insecta; Diptera; Drosophilidae.
UGUUGAGGAAAUAGCUAUUUUUUUCGUUUUCUUAGACACAAUUUCACAUGAAGACUUAAAAUAUAGAUACAGUGUUUUGUGUUUGAAUAUUUAUAUUUAUGUGAUUUGACUCAUUUUAAGAGAAUGGAUUGGAUAUGUACCAUAAGCAACUGAUUGUGUUUAAUAAUUAGUAUUUCGUCGCCGACGCCAUUUUGUUUGCCUUUAAAUUCAUUCAUUUAUAGAUGGAACUUGGAAAAAAAAGGUAUAAGGGUGGUCGGACACCUUCAAUAAGGUCCAGUGAAAGGCGACGCCCUCAAAGUAUUUCAUCAUUAUCCACAUUAUCUCCGAGAGUUGUAUUAUCCAGAUUGGAACCUAGGGAUUUGGAGCGCCUUCGAUUAUCCUACAAAGUUGCAAUCGACCAAAGACGAUCAAGAAGCUGCCGUGGCAUGAACAUGGGUCAAAAAAUUAGUGGUGGAGUUAAAACAGUUAGUCGUAAUGAUUCGCAGGCUACCUUUAAACCAAUUAUACCAAGGGAGCUACAAGCUGAUUUUUUAAAGCCAGCGCGCAUUGAUAUUUUGCUUGAUAUGCCACCAGCGAUUCGAGAACUUCAGCUUAAACAUUCUUGGAACUCUGAAGACAGGUCGCUAAACAUAUUUGUGAAAGAAGAUGACAAGUUGACAUUUCACAGGCAUCCGGUCGCGCAGAGCACAGAUUGCAUCCGUGGAAAAGUCGGCCUCACAAAGGGAUUGCACAUUUGGGAAAUUUAUUGGCCAACGCGACAAAGAGGAACACAUGCAGUUGUUGGCGUAUCCACAGCUGAUGCACCCUUGCACUCAGUUGGGUAUCAAAGUCUAGUUGGAUCUACUGAACAAAGCUGGGGCUGGGACUUAGGCAGAAACAAAUUGUACCACGAUUCAAAAAAUUGUGCUGGUGUCACAUAUCCAGCAAUUUUGAAAAACGACGAAGCUUUCCUGGUUCCAGACAAGUUCUUAGUAGCCUUAGAUAUGGAUGAAGGAACCUUAAGUUUUAUUGUUGAUCAGCAAUAUCUUGGUAUUGCGUUUAGAGGGCUGAAAGGAAAAAAACUGUAUCCAGUUGUUUCAGCGGUCUGGGGACACUGCGAGAUAACUAUGCGCUACAUAGGCGGAUUAGAUCCUGAACCCUUGCCGCUAAUGGAUCUUUGCCGACGAACUAUUCGGCAAAAAAUUGGACGGGCAAACUUGGAAGAACGCAUACAACAGCUUCAACUUCCAUUGUCGAUGAAAACUUAUUUAUUGUAUAAAAACCGUAGAUAAUAUUUUUGAUAAGUAAAAAGUGUACCAAUUUUAAUUUUUGCUGCAUGUGAUGAAAGCAGUAAAAAAACACAAUUAAGUUAGUUUAUAAUAGUCUUAGAUCAAUGUUAGUUUUUCUGUCUUCUACCAGAAAACGUAAAAGGUAUAAAAUAUAUAAAUACUUGAAUAUAGGUUUAAAAGGUUUAUUGUAUAUUAAGUCGCAUGCAAUUAACUGUAUUUAUAGAAAACGACAUCUCAUUUUGCAAUAAAUUGAGGAAACGUACGUUCUUCAUUUAAAACUUAUAUUCCUAAAAAUAAAAAAUAUUUAAAAAUACUCCACGUGGUAUAUAUAUAAAAUAUAUUUGUAAAAUACAUUACACGCAAAUAUACCCAUUCGAAGUAUAUUUUUAGUUUUAACGAGCUACUUCUGAUCGCGUAUAUUUUGUGUAUAUUUUAUAUAUAUUUGGUAUGCUCAAACUGUCUCGAAUUAACUUAUUACGGGAGAAUAGAUUCGUAUUAAAAAACAGUUUUAAUAGGUGCAAUAAUUUAAAAAGAAUGCAGUUAAAAUGAAUUCUCUUGAAUGCUAUCAAAUUUUGGUUAACAAAAUAUGCAUAGCAAAUUAUAUGCAUACCCAAAAAAUUCUCCAAAUAUUCUCCAACCUUCUAGACAAAGCUUCACCGUGACGAACAUUUUAAAACCCGAACUAAAUCGGGUAUUAAAAGCGUUGCGUUAAGAGACAAAAUUGAAUUUCGAAAUACUGCCAUUGAAAUAUAGGGCAGUGCAUUUCAUUAUUUAAUUUUUCAAAUUGAAAUCUGUAUUAACUAAGCUGAGUAAAUAUAUUAAUAAACCUUGUUGUGUUUCAAGUAUGACAGCUUUAUUUCUUAGCUUCAAUAAUACGAACAAAUAUUUAUCUAUUUUGUGCUGAUUGUCGUUCGAAUUGGAGAAGUUUGACUGGUAUGCUCAAUAAACUGCGGUUAAUCGUAAUGCGCGUUAUGCGUUGUAUAGUU